This is a messenger RNA of Ceutorhynchus assimilis (cabbage seed weevil), 557 nucleotides long. The record is from the annotation of a GenBank genome assembly. NCBI's taxonomy places the organism in Eukaryota, Metazoa, Arthropoda, Insecta, Coleoptera, Curculionidae.
GUUAAAUUCUGAGGUUAGGGUUAGAUUUUUCUGACAGUGACAGAAGUUUUUUUAUCCAAUUUUUUAUAAAAGUUGGGCCCCAAAUUUACAAUUCAAUUUAAUAAAUAAUAAGCAACAAAUCAAGUUCAAGAUGCUGUCUCACCAAAUCUUGAACAACCUAAAAACCAGCGUCCAAGGUGCCAUUCAUAGUCGCAAUAUCGGAAUAUUGGCCCCCUGUUUCCAAAAGGCCACCGACCCAAUUCAACAACUUUUCGUUGACAAAAUUCGCGAAUACAAAAAGAAGAGCAACGAUGGUAAAACUCUGGUCGAGCCAACUCCAGAAUUGCAAAAGGAACUGAGUCAGGAAUUGGAAAAGGUUGCCAAGCAGUACGGAGGCGGGGCCGGUGCUGAUAUGACCAAAUUCCCCGAUUUGAAAUUCCAGGAUCCAGUUUUGGACCCCAUCAACUUGGAAUCCAAGUAGAUCGUGCGAAAAUAAUGUAUUGAUACUUUUAUUUUGUAUUUUUUGUUUCAUUUAGCAGAUAGUGAUGAGAGUAAACUUUUAUGUCUAUUAAGAAUAA